Molecule: messenger RNA, 2432 nt
Organism: Hypomesus transpacificus
Lineage: Eukaryota; Metazoa; Chordata; Actinopteri; Osmeriformes; Osmeridae
Gene: actr1b
Product: actin related protein 1B
Exons: 11
Coding region: 267-1397 (376 amino acids)
Source: RefSeq, a predicted model, not a curated record
ACGUAUUUAUCCGUGGUGGCAGUAGUAAGUGGACUGCUGGGUGUGGGAACGUACGCUGCUUCUAUGUGUCCGACACGGGCGUCAAUAGAGAUAGUGCAGAUAGAUAUAUAACAAAUAGAACGCAUUAUGGUACCUUCCAGCAGUCAAAUUGCACGUAGCUACAGCGUUUAGAAUUGUAUGUUUCUACAUUCUGACCAGGCAGGUCUGGAGUGGAAGGGUGUAACGAGUCUAGUAAAGAGUGGAAGGGUGUUGCUAGCAAGUUCACAAUGGAGUCCUACGAUAUUAUAGCAAAUCAGCCGGUCGUGAUUGAUAAUGGCUCUGGUGUUGUUAAAGCUGGAUUUGCAGGGGACCAGAUCCCUAAAUACUGCUUCCCCAACUAUGUGGGUCGACCCAAGCAUGUUCGGGUGAUGGCUGGAGCUCUAGAAGGAGAUCUCUUCAUUGGACCUAAAGCUGAGGAGCACCGGGGACUGUUGUCUGUGCGUUACCCCAUGGAGCAUGGCAUCGUGAAGGACUGGAAUGACAUGGAGAGGAUCUGGCAGUACGUCUACUCCAAGGAGCAACUACAGACCUUCUCUGAAGAGCAUCCGGUACUGCUGACAGAAGCCCCCUUGAACCCGAGUAAAAACCGUGAGCGGGCUGCAGAGGUGUUCUUUGAGACCUUCAACGUACCGGCCCUCUUCAUCUCCAUGCAGGCGGUGUUGAGCCUCUAUGCCACUGGGAGGACCACAGGAGUGGUGCUGGAUUCUGGGGACGGGGUGACCCAUGCCGUGCCCAUCUACGAGGGCUUUGCCAUUCCUCACUCCAUCAUGCGGGUGGACAUCGCUGGGCGUGAUGUCUCGCGUUACCUGCGCCUGCUUCUACGUAAGGAGGGCUAUGACUUCCACACAUCCGCAGAGUUCGAGGUGGUCCGCACCAUCAAAGAGAGAGCAUGCUACCUUUCGUUGAACCCACAGAAAGAUGAGACCUUAGAGACCGAGAAGGCGCAGUACACCCUCCCUGAUGGCAGCACCUUGGAUAUUGGUCCUGCCAGGUUCCGAGCACCUGAGCUUCUCUUCCGUCCAGACCUGAUAGGAGACGAGAGCGAAGGAAUCCAUGAGGUUCUGGCUUUUGCCAUCCAGAAAUCGGACAUGGAUCUGAGACGAACUCUAUUCUCCAACAUUGUCCUCUCCGGAGGCUCCACACUUCUCAAAGGUUUUGGAGAUCGUUUGUUAAGUGAAGUAAAGAAAUUGGCGCCCAAAGAUGUAAAGAUCAAGAUCUCUGCGCCUCAAGAGAGACUCUACUCCACUUGGAUAGGGGGCUCCAUCCUGGCUUCCCUUGACACCUUUAAGAAAAUGUGGGUAUCAAAGAAAGAAUAUGAAGAAGACAGAGCGCGUGCCAUCCAUCGGAAAACCUUUUGAGGGAGGGAGAGAGAGAGAGUUCUGUCUACAAGCCUCUGAAUGGAGUCCACCAACUACUCUACACUGUAAUACCCCUUCCUCUUCAUCUGCAAGGAGAGGGAUGGCAUGCCUUCAACAGAACCCCCUACACACAUCCUAAACUGGGGAGACUGGACAGGACUGACGAUGUUGGGCAGAAAGAAAGAAGACAUAGUUUCUGUCCCAAAUUACAGCUUUAAGCGGCAUCUCUUGAUUUUAUUUUAUUAUUUUUUAACGUUUAUUGUUUAAUGCAAUGCUGCAUCAUUUGAAUGCAAAAGUAUCAUAUUUAUUGUGCUUCUGGUUUACUCCAUUUGAAGUAGAAGAUUCACCAUGUGACAUUGCUGUAAAGGUAAACGAGCUGCUUUACUUUAAUGAAUGGAUUCCGUUAAGAAAAACCCGGUUUUUACGUAUUUGGCUUUGUUACUAUGGCACUACGUAUAUACUGUAGAUCCCUAAAGAGCAUGUUAUCACUUCUUUCACACUAAGACUUGACACAGUUACAGUGAAUUGAAAUUGUACAAUUAUCAGUCACUUUCUGUUUCCUUGUAUGUAGUAUCCAAUGAACGGAAAAAAGAAAUGACUGAGCAGAAGCCAUGGCGGCAUGGAUGAUGGUGGUGGUAUUAUUAGAUGUUUAGAAGUACAAGCCAAGCGUAUGAAACAUGUCCUGUAUUUAGGUGAUCAUCAUAUAGUCUUGUUGAUAACAGUAGUAUGGUAACAAAUUCCUGAGGGUACCAUAAAAAGGCACUUUAUAGACAGCAAAUCAAAAUAAAAUGUCAAGUUGCUCUACACUGUUGUAUACUAGAUGACAAGAUGCACCUCAAUGAUGGUAUUUUACAGUGUAAUUGAAAAUAAGUGUUGGACCUUGGAAUUAAUAAUUAGACCUUGAAACAUUUUGAACAUAUUAUUGUUAGUGCUCUUUAGUUCAAGAUUUAAGUUUGAAGUUGAUGACUGCUCUAAGUGAUGGUUAUUCAUGAUUAUGUUUUGUAAAAUGGCAAAUAAAGGUAAAUUCACGUGUUA